Adineta steineri is the source of this 1098-nucleotide messenger RNA. The record is from the annotation of a GenBank genome assembly. NCBI's taxonomy places the organism in Eukaryota, Metazoa, Rotifera, Eurotatoria, Adinetida, Adinetidae.
AUGUCGGAUUCGUCUAAAACAGUUGAUAGUGAUGAUGAAUCACUUGAUCCUCGAAUACAAAUCGAAUUAGAACGUGCUAAUGCUGCAACGAGUGAAAUAAAUAAUUUAGAAACUCAAUUAGACAAUGCUCAAAAAUUAUUUCAACUAAGUUUUACUAAUUGUAAACAACGUUUGGCUAAUUAUGCACAAACAUUAGGUCGUUGUGUUGAACGUGCACGACCAUAUUAUAAUGCUUGUAAACAAGCUGAAGAGGCUCAAAUAGAAACACAAAAAGCUGCUCAAGAAUAUCAAAAUUCUGUUGAAUUGUAUUAUACAGCUAAAGAAAAUUUAACUCUUGCUGGAAGUAAACUACCAGAAGAAGAUAAUAUUACAAGACAAGAAUAUAUUAAUCAUAUAACUAUAAAAGUAACGCAAACUGAACAAGAUAAAAUUCAUUGUGAGCAAAUACAUGAAGAAAAAUCUAAACGUUAUCAAGAAUAUGAACAGCAGAGACUAUCACUUUCGCGUUCAUUAACAAGAACAAUUAUGAAGUCAAAACCUUAUUUUGAUGCUAAACUUAAAGCGGAGAAUGAACUUAAAAAUCAAAAACUUCGUAUUGAAGAUGUACAAAAAGCAAUAAGCCAAGCGAAAAAAACAUAUCGUGCAGCAUUAAAUAAUCUUGAACAAAUAUCAGAAGAAAUUCAUAUGAAACGUAAAAAUCAAAUUUCAAUAAAACUUCCACCACGUGAACCCGGUGUUGGCGCUGAACAUCCUGAUGAAUUUAUUGAAUUACCAAAUUUCGAAUUAACUGAAUUUCCUAAAACUGAUCUUUCUGAUGAAUCAUCCGAUAAUGAAGCAAGUACGAAUUGCAUGCAUACAUCAUCUAAUAUUGAUAUAUCUAAAACUCUUUCACCUAUAACAACUAAUAAAUCUAAAACUCAUCUUAGUACACAAACAAUUGCAUGUAGUAAUACUAAACAUGACCAACGACGUCAAAAAAUUGGUAAAAUAAAACCAACACGAAUGAUUAUGAAUAAUGAAACACCAUUGCUUUCACAUCUUUGUGGCACACAUAAAUUUCAUAGUGAUUCAAAUUUAAAUUUAAUAACAAAACAAUAA